GUUUAAUUUGUUGAACUUUAGUCCUUUUCAAAAGAGGGAUUCUUGUGUCAUCACACAGUCUUCCACUAUAUUUGUUGCGCUUGAGGACCAUUUUUUCUCUAUCCUAGCAUUCCCAAUCUUGAAUACCAUUUUGUUUAUAUCUAAACAAAGAGUACUUAUCCCAUUUUUUGGAACAUUUACCCAUUGGUUUGUUUACCUGUGCAGAAUUGUUGGGUUUUCUUGUUUUCCUUGGAUUCCUAAGUCUACUUGCUCUUCAAAUCCAGUCCAGUAUUCAGUAUAUAAAGCAAAAGUUUUUAAAUAAUACUUUUGCUUUUUUCCCUAUUAUAUUUUUGAUUCAUCAACUAAUUUUUCCGUUGUUUUGUUUGUGUCUCUGCUUGGGCUUGUAUGUUUAUUCAAAUACUCCCAAAUAUUAUCCGUUUCAUUUACUUUUCUUUAUUGAAUUGUUUGAAUUUGCUUCUCUCCUGGUUUGCUUUUUUCUUGUUUAGCAUGCUUUCGAUGCACCGUCAUUCUAUAACCAAGGGGAUUCCUGCACAUCUUCCUCGUCAGCUCUCCCUUUUGGCUUAUAAGCAAAGCAGAGUCAGCACUGGUUUGGGCAAGCGAUUCUAUUCUCCACUUGAAUCGGAACGACCCAAGGAAAUGGGUUGGGAAAAGGAAAGAACAACAGAUCGCCUUUUUACUUCACCCCAGAAAUAUGCCCAGGGACGCAAUAUCUUUGGCCGUUCCUUUACUUUUGUGAAAAACUGGGCUACUGAUUCGGCGGUUGUCCUUGCUGAUCCCAAUAUUUGGAAUAUAUGUGCUCCCACCAUCGUCAACUCUUUGGAAUCUAACGGCAUGAAAGUCAAAAAGCUUAUCUUUGGUGGUGAGUCCAGUCUUAAAGAAAUUCAUCGUUUACAAGCUGAAUGUCCUUCCGACGCUCAAAUCGUCAUCGGGGUUGGCGGCGGUAAGACAAUUGACACUGCCAAGUACUUGGCUAACGAAAUCAAAAUCCCUUGCAUUAUCGCUCCGACGACGGCCUCUUCAGAUGCUGCUACUGCUUCUCUUUCCGUCAUUUACACAUCUGAAGGCGAGUUUCAAAAGUAUAGCUUCUACCCCACUAACCCAAACCUUAUUAUGGUCGAUACUGAUGUAAUUGUAAAAGCGCCAGUACGUUUUCUCAUUAGUGGUAUCGGUGAUGCCCUUUCAACUUAUGUGGAAACUGAGAGCAUCAUGCGUUCUAACUCCCUAUCCUUUGCUGGUGGUGUCCCUACCAUUGCUGGAGCUGCUAUUGCUCGCGCUUGCAAGGAGACUAUUGAAAAAUAUGCGGUUGCUGGUAUUCUUUCUAAUUUACGUGGUGUUUGUACAGAAGCUUUCGAACAUACAGUUGAGGCUAAUACCUUGCUUUCUGGCUUAGGUUUUGAGAACGGAAAUUUGGCCGCAGCUCAUGCUAUCCAUAAUGGUCUUACCACUGCUCACGGAAACAUUCAUCGCUUAAUGCACGGCGAAAAGGUAGCCUAUGGAACGUUGACUCAGUUAAUUUUGGAAAACUGGCCUCUUGAAGAAUUUAACAAGCUCGUUGCUUUCAUGUCCCAAUGCCAUCUCCCAGUAACUUUGGAGGAACUUGGCAUUCCAUUUGUUACAGACGAAGAGCUUUUAAUGAUUGGUCGUGCUACCUUACGUCCUGAAGAGAGCAUUCACAACAUGUCGAAAAAGUUUACACCCCAAGACGUCGCAGAUGCUAUAAAAGCUGUUGACUCUUAUUCCAAAAAAUGGCGCGAAGAUAAUAAGUGGACUGAGAAGUUUGAAUUGCCGGCUACUCGUCACCAUCCUCAUGUAACUGAUAUUCAUCCUUGAGGCAUCUACAUCAUGGAGUGAGUCUCAAGUAUUUUAUGGUUUUUCCUAAGGAAAAUGGUUAUUUGCUUACCUUUACCUUUCAGCUAAUGAUGUUUUUUUAUUAAUUGUCAACCCUCCUCUAAUAAUGAAAAUAUAAAUGACUAGCUUUCCAUUCUUUCUUUUUUCAAUUAUUUUUUUUUUCUUUCAUUUAUUUAUUUUAUAAAAAAUUGAAAAAUGAACCCCUAACCUUUUGAACCCUCCCACUCCCCGUAAUGUUCUGCUAAUACUAACUUGUUACGCUAAUAAUUUGCAAUGUUUCGGGAAGUUUUACUUUUUGCUUUACAAUGAAUGCUCAAUUUCAUAUUCCGUUUCGAGUUUAAUUAAUAGCCACGACUGCUUUUUAAUACUAAACCUAAUGAAUCUGAUCGUUUUUUAUAUCACUUACCUUCUCUAAGGAUGCUAUAAAACUUGUUAUUUAUUUUGUUUUUCCUUGGAUUUUUCCUAGACUCUCCCAUACGAAUGGAGUCUAAACCACUUGAAUGUAUCCGCUUUUCUGUAAAUACUCGUGCAGAUAUUGGAGUAGAAAUAGUCCUUUUAUCGGCGGUUUUUCCCCACUUAGAUACACAUACAAGAACUAAUAAAUAUUUUAUUUUCUUAUUAUAUCAAAUG
This is a messenger RNA of Schizosaccharomyces cryophilus OY26, 2478 nucleotides long. Its product is annotated as glycerol dehydrogenase Gld1. NCBI's taxonomy places the organism in Eukaryota, Fungi, Ascomycota, Schizosaccharomycetes, Schizosaccharomycetales, Schizosaccharomycetaceae. Gene Ontology annotation, molecular function: metal ion binding; oxidoreductase activity, acting on CH-OH group of donors. The transcript is spliced from 2 exons. The coding region runs from base 385 to 1830 and encodes 481 amino acids. The record is from RefSeq and is a predicted model, not a curated record.